Cylas formicarius (sweet potato weevil) is the source of this 2187-nucleotide messenger RNA. RefSeq lists its product as uncharacterized. The transcript has 3 exons. The record is from RefSeq and is a predicted model, not a curated record. The coding region runs from base 409 to 1143 and encodes 244 amino acids. NCBI's taxonomy places the organism in Eukaryota, Metazoa, Arthropoda, Insecta, Coleoptera, Brentidae.
AAUGACGCUUUGACGCUAUUAAAAUUGAUGGAAACAUUGGUGUUAUGUGAUUGGAAACGAACUGUGAUGAAGUUCGUCUUGUUUAUCGAAUUUAAUAGACAAACGCGUUGAGUUUCGGGUUGGGUGUUUCUUUUUCAGUAUUUCAGGCGAAUGGAAGUCGACAUUGGUUUCAAACGAGGCAACGCAUUAGAUUUUUCAAAACAAUGGUAGUUUGUCAGGGUUACGAAAUGUCUUACCAUAUUUAAGGGGUUGGCGACACGUUUUUUAAGUUUCUUUUUAUGACUGCUAUUGUUUUACUGAAAAACACGCAUCGUUUCGAAUUUGGGUUACUAGGCGACAUAGUGGCCAUGAUGUAAACAACAUUAACCUAUACUUUCAGUGGAACAUUACCAGCGGCCGAGAAGCGACAUGGAUCCAUCAACCGAAGAAGACAAACUGACCGAGGCUGAAAAUCUCAAAGAUUUUUUCUGCGACCUGAUGGAGAACUCGAAGCAAUACGUCAAAUAUUACUUCUCGGACGACAUCGUUCUCGAUUGGUUCGGUCAGACGGUCAAAGGUCAAAAAAACGUAUCGGCCUUCCUCAAGGUCAACGUAACCCCCGUGAAGCAUUACUUCUCGAGGGCCUUGCCCGCGAACAGUAUAGGUUUCAGGGACACCCACGUCAUCAAAACACCAAAGUACCCCAGACGGAUACUGCGUUCGUUCAUGAGUCCUCCCCGUCCAUGUCCUAACAAGUCACUUCCGAGGACGCCCAAGAAGGAGCCCGGCGCAUCCGGCAGCGUCAAAAAGAACCAGGAGAAACGCGACGUUGAGAAUCACCGCCCCGUAGUGGAUUCUGCCAUGAAAAAAUUAAAAUUCAGCCACAACGUCGACGCUAGUACCGAGGUACUAGAGAUGGAGAAUGACGUGCCGGAAGUGAACGUCAAGUACCUCACAACGGAAGGGUAUGUCGAAUUUCGCAGACCGAGCAUUAAGAAGUUGCAGGCCGAAACGAAGUGGAAGAGACCAGCGAAACUUCACAUAGCGUACUCAUACAAUAAGGACGUGAAAGACAGUACAAUUUACCUUAUUAUUUACGAAGGUAACAUGAAGUGUCGCAGAAACCUGCUGAAAGACUUCGAGUCGGGUGAGCCGGAAGACUGAUGUGGUGUUUGCGAGCGCGACAUUUUUGAAUGUAACUUUAUCGGUUUCAGUUAUUGUUAGAGCGGAAUUGCCUCUUGGCUAUUUGUUUGUUAGAAUUUUCUAGUUUUUUUUAUUUGGUUUUGUCUUUCUUUAACAGUUGAUUCUAACUUUUUUCCUCCUUUCUGUAUUGACUUGUCGGGAAUUGCAACUCUUUAACUGGUGUGCCACUCGAUAAUGGUGUGCUAAAAUUUUCAGUUAUUUUAAUUUUUUUUGUCUAACUUGAGAAAAUUUUUCGUUAUUUCUGCUUUUUUUUAACAGGUAAGACCUUUAUGAAGAUUGGCAAUUUCAAAAUCGAGCUGCAGACCAAGUCAUUCAACUUCUUUGGAAUUUUUUCUGCUUGAGCUAACAGUCUAGUCAAAAAUGAUAAUUUGAUUUGCAAGAAACUUUGAAGUCGGCUGUUUGGAUUUCAUGUCAAUUAAAAAAUUGACGUUUGUUUUUGCUUCCAAUUGUUAUGUACAUAUGUACGUAGCGGCUUUUGAGUUGAAUCUCUACAAUAGCUUAUUCGUUCUGGUGAUGUAGGGCUUAUUAUUAUCCGUGAUUUUUGUAAAACCCUUGUGCAAUGCCUUUCCUUCUCUUUCAUAUUUUUGUUUAUAUGUGUUUAUAAUAUUCGUACCUGGACAGUGCAAACGUAUUUUGUACAUAUUGGGAUAAAUAUGAAGUAGCUAUUUCGUUAUAUUAUUUUAACUUACGUUGCGGUGCAGCCCAAAUGUUUACGAUUUUAUUUUAAAAAAUCGUCCAUUUUUUAAGGAAUCUGCCAGGAUUAUUACCUAUAUUUUUUUCCCGAAUGUUUUUUUAGUUUGACUCGUGCAACCCGAAUUCAGUUGCGGUAAGUCCAAUAAAUAAGAGCACUAUAGAUGUUCACCAUCGUAACAGAUAUAAUAGUAAAGGGCGUGGUUGCGACAAUAAAAUUGAGCAACCUCCCGUUUGUAUUUAUGUAAAGUUAUAUUUUUGUAAAAGUUUGUAUUAGAUGUCGAAAUAAAUGACCGAAAUUUGUCGAUGUUUUAA